AUGCGGCUGAGCACGGCGGUGGAGCUGCGCACGUCCGAUGCACAACAACCCAACCACCACCACCGCCAGCGCCAUCCCGAAACGUCUGACAAUAACUGCCCGCCUACUUUCUCUCUCUUGCGAUUCCUCUGUGUUUAUCUCUCUCUAAAUCUCUCUCUCUCUCUCUCUCUCUCUCUCUCUCUCUCUCUCUCUCUCUCUCUCUCUCUCUCUCUCUCUCUCUCUCUCUCUCUUGAAUCCAUUUGGACAAGAAGCAACAGAAAGCAAAUCAAGGCACGCAUCGUGCCCCAUCAUGAUGGGUCCGAGAGCGUGCUUACCUCGCCUCGAGGUGCACUUUCUCCUGCUAUUGGUGCUGUUGUCUCAACACUAGUGCUGCGAGAUGAUUUGACGCUCGACGCGACCACAGACCUGGUUUCACUGGAGCUCACGUUGAGUGGGACCAGCGUUCUCCAGGGCUCGUUGACAAUUGAUACGACGGGCACCGAUGCCAACUGGCUCGCCGCAGCAACGGCCGUGCUGGCACCCCUUACGGACAUCCGCGGCUAUGUCUCCGUCAUUGAUGCGGGUGAUCUCCUGACCAAUCUUGAACUUUUAGCCAACGUUCGAGUGAUCCGCGGCCGCCAGCUCGUGACCCCGACCGGUGAAACCCAGCCCGUCGCCCUGCUUGUUGAAACCGGAACAAACAUGGUCGCUCUCGGUCACCUCAAGCUUGCCGCGAUUUUACGUGGUGGCGUCCUCAUCAAGGCUCGCAGCGGUGUGGCCGAUGGUGAUGUGCUCGUGUGUGGCGCAGCUUUCCGCCCUGCCCCCUCAACCGCUGGAAUCGACUGGCUCUCCAUCCUUGCACCCCAUUCCGGCAGCGCGCAGGUGGACAACGAAACAGCACCCACCCUCGUCACACGCAAUGCCUUCUUCGACUUGCGAUUUGACGUGCGCGUCAACACCAGUUGCACCGGUGCAUGUGCGGUCUCUUGCAACGGGACCUGCUGGCUUGCCUCGGACGACAGUGCCUGCCAGACCAACGUAUUCCCUGCAUGCGGCCGUGUGGGCGUCGCCGUUAAUGAUGCCACCACGUGCUGUGACUCGAGCUGCCUUGGUGGUUGUCUCGCCAACGGGCAGUGUUUGGCGUGCGCCGAGGGCCUGGUCAUGUCUAGUCAGGGCGUUUGUGUGAGCAGUUGCCCCGGCACGCUUUCUCGAGUUGGGUUCAUGGAAUCUACUCCUGAGACUUGCUUCGGUGUGGUGCCCGACCUUUCCACGGUCACAGCCGCCAUCCAUGACCCCGUGGAGUGCGUGGCCAGCUGCCCGCCCGGCCUUUUUGCGGCCACGAUUGCUGAACGUCGUGAAUGCGUGCUCGCCUGCCCUGGUGGCCCUGCAAGUAUCGGACUCUGCAAUGAUCAACCUGCCAACGCCACGGGACAGCGAGCCUGCACUGGCAUUCAAGCACCUUUGGCUCGCGAGUGCCAGGUGGCGGCCGUGGCUGACCAGGACUGUGACACCUUGCUGAUGGAUGUAUCCAUGAGCGACGUUCAGUUUGGUCUUUCCGGUUCUCGUCUCCUGCCUGCCUUGCAGCGCAUUCAGCGUAUCAAGGGUGCCAUCACGGCAACUGAGACACUAUUCGUAAACCUCGACUUUUUCAAGGGCCUCAUUGACUUGCGGGCUGCAACGCCAACCUCGGUGGCGCUCAACGUGACACAAAACCCAGUUCUUGCAUCGCUGGGCCUCAACAAUCUACGCUCCGUCCAAGGCCAUGUCCUGCUGCGAGACAACUACUAUCUCUGCUUCACGAGCGAGCUCAAGUGGACUGACCUGCUCACCGCAGGCAGCGAGUUUGACGCCACAUUCUCCUACGAGACGCGCGUGCAGAGCGUUACACUUCGCACAUACCCCUACCCACCCAUCUACGACGAGGAUGAGCGUCUUUCCUCUCAACUGCCGGCCCCAAACGUCCCGUCGCCCCGCUACAACUUUCUCUAUGAUAUGCUGUAUUUUGGUGAAAACAUUUACAAGUGCCGUCUGACGACAUGCGAUGCACAGUGCGCCACUCGACCGUGCUGGUCUAGUGACCCAGAUGCAUGCCAGCGCUGCCCGUCGGGUCAGCGCCUGCAGGAGGGUCGCUGCGUUGCUGCAUGCGAUGAGGGCUACUACCCAGAAGACGACUGGUUAUGCGCUGCCUGUUACGCGACGUGCGCCACGUGCAGUGGGCCUGGCGAGGAUCAAUGCACCAGCUGUACUGGCUCUUUAAGCCUUAGUGAGGAUGAAUGCAUCGUCAACUGCCCCUCACGUCAAUACUCAGACUUGAACGUCUGCCACGAUUGUUCCCCUCUGUGUACCACUUGCCGAGAUGGCACCAACAGCUCGUGUCCAACCUGCGCGCCAGGUGCUGUGAAGAUGCCUGGCGUGGCAGAUACUUGCGUGACCGAGUGUCCCGACGGCUACUUUCUCAAUUCCGUGGCUGGCUCCUGUGACCGAUGCCGUGACCUCCGCUGCAAGAUUUGUGCGAUCGAUGGCACAUGCGAGGCCUGUUUUGCCGGCAACUUCUAUGAUUUGGAUCAACUUGCGUGUCAACCGUACACAAGCUGUACCAACACAACAUACAUGUCUCAGGCGCCAACCCCGACGUCCAAUCGCGAGUGUCGCACGUACACUUCGUGCCAAGUGGGCGUUGAAUUCAUUGCUACACCUGGCACUCCCACCUCGACAUGCGACACAGCUUACGAGGACGACGUGUGCCCCUUGACAAGCACAAGCACAAGCCGCGUCCAAACAAUUGCCGCGCCUGUUGAGAAGAUGAAAUCCCUCAUUGAGGACACUGGAGGUGAUGAAUGGGAGAUUCACCGUUCACGCGUCGUCGUUGGUACGAAACUGGGCGGUGGCUUCUUUGGUAUUGUAUCGCGUGGCUUGCUGCGCCCUUCAAUUACCAGCAAUGCUGGGGCACGGGACGUGGCCGUGAAGCAGCUCAAACGGGAUGUCGAGGUUGGCUCACGUGAAGUGACGGAAUUUUUCGACGAGAUGGAGCUGAUGAUGGAUCUUGGGCGUCACCGAAACGUGCUGAGUCUGCUGGGUGCCUGUCGCCGAGAGCAACCUGUGUUGAUGAUUCUCGAGUUUGCGGACAAGGGCGACCUGAUGCAUUUUUUGCGGGAUUGUCGAGCCACCGAUGCGCGUGCAGCCCUGCUGACCCGAAGCGACUUUUUCGAUUUUGCUGCUCAGAUUGCCGCAGGCAUGGAGUUUCUCGCCGGCCACAAGAUUAUCCAUCGUGAUUUGGCGGCGCGCAAUGUCCUCGUUCAAAGCAAAGGGCGCACGGAAAUUGACGGCUACACUCUCAAAAUCGCCGAUUUCGGUCUUGCUCGCACCGCGGGCGAUGAUGACAAUUACACGAAAACCUCGGAUGGCGCAGUGCCGUUCAAGUGGCUGGCCAUUGAAAGCCUGCGGGACCGAGUGUUCUCUGAAGCAUCUGACGUCUGGGCUUUUGGCAUCACAUGCUGGGAGAUUUUUACUUUUGGGCAGGGCCCAUACCCAGGCAUUGCCAACGCUAGCAUCUACGACGAAUUAGUGAAGGGCCACCGCUUGGCCAAACCCUUUCUGUGCAGCAAACUCAUGUACGGCAUCAUGGUGCACUGCUGGAAAGAAAAUCCUCGGGAACGACCAACAUUUGCAGCGCUGCUAAAGUCCAUCGCACCCUUGGCCAGAAAGACGGCUGACCAGUUCCGUGAUCAAAAUGCUGGCUGGAAGCCGCGCUUUGAGGAUGAUGAUGACGUGUAUGACAACGAAGGCCUCUUUGAGCCCAGCAAGCUGGCCGAUGCAGACUCAGGCUACAGCCGCUUCCGUAACAGUGUGGUCGAGACACGACCCGAUGAGUACUAUGACCUGGCCGGUGAUGAUGAGGAGCCAGCCACAGCCACGAAACCGCUUCCCACACAUGAUAGUGGUGCUGCCAGCGAUACGGGCUACAAUCUCUUGACGGGCAUGCCCGCAAAACCUGCGCCAGCGAGCUUGGUGAUCAAUCCGAGCUUUCAGGACGAAGCCGUUGCCUAUGAUCUGGGCGCCGAUGACACCAAUGACAACCGCAGCAACUCGUAA
This is a messenger RNA of Monosiga brevicollis MX1, 4071 nucleotides long. RefSeq lists its product as uncharacterized. Gene Ontology annotation, cellular component: signaling receptor complex. The coding region runs from base 1 to 4071 and encodes 1356 amino acids. The transcript has 24 exons. Gene Ontology annotation, biological process: cell surface receptor protein tyrosine kinase signaling pathway; protein phosphorylation; positive regulation of kinase activity. Gene Ontology annotation, molecular function: transmembrane receptor protein tyrosine kinase activity; ATP binding. The record is from RefSeq and is a predicted model, not a curated record. NCBI's taxonomy places the organism in Eukaryota, Choanoflagellata, Craspedida, Salpingoecidae.